This is a messenger RNA of Engraulis encrasicolus (European anchovy), 5898 nucleotides long. Its product is annotated as formin-like protein 1. NCBI's taxonomy places the organism in Eukaryota, Metazoa, Chordata, Actinopteri, Clupeiformes, Engraulidae. Gene Ontology annotation, cellular component: cytosol. The record is from RefSeq and is a predicted model, not a curated record. The coding region runs from base 2023 to 4818 and encodes 931 amino acids. Gene Ontology annotation, molecular function: small GTPase binding; actin filament binding. Gene Ontology annotation, biological process: regulation of cell shape; cell migration; cortical actin cytoskeleton organization. The transcript is spliced from 23 exons.
GGCGUUGUAGGAGACCUGUACACGCCACUGUUGCCAGUGCCGGUCUACAAUACAGCAGCUCUGCGUCUGCAGAGGGAAAUCCUAACACUUGUCCACGCUCUGCUCCACUCCUCUCCUCUCCUCCUAUUCCCCUUCUCCCUGUCUCUCCCUUAUUAUUUUCCUCACUCGUUCUUUCCCUCCCUCUCUUUUACGGCUCUGCCCUAAACUGAGAUGGCAAGAGAGAACCCCCGGCCGGAUGGCGGACGGAUGAGGACCGGACAGCUGCCGGAGGAGACCAGGGAGCAGAAGGGACCGGACAGAACCACAGCAGCACCUCUUUUUUGAGUGACAAUCUCUCUUUCUUGAAAGACUUCUUGUGAGUCAGGAUCAGACAAAGUGAGAGCUUCAUUUUGUUCAAAAAACAUCUCCUGACAGAGGACGAGGAAAGAGGAUGUGUAUUGUUUCUUUGCUUGGUCUCCUAACUUGUGAGGGAAUUUGACUCACUUUUCUUUUUUAUUUUUCAAAUGAUCUUUGCCAUGCAGAGCAGCUAAAGACGCCUGUCAGUGUUUCUGUUUCUGCUUCUUUCCUCUCUGUGUAUAUUGCGAAUUCUGUUGAUGUUGUUUUUGCCCUCGGUUGAUAUGCUGCAACGUCGCCCCUUUACUGGGGUAAAAGAAGAGGAAACAGUUUUGAGAGUUGGUUCUUGAGCCUCAUCCAUGCCAUCAGUGAAGUUUACAGCUUCUCAGCUUUCUCUCUCAUAAAGGUCAUUUUUUCCUUCCUCUUUUUCUUGCUUGUGUCAAUGUGACAGACCUGGCAACCAGAUGCCAGGGACAGGAACUGAGAGGUGACAAUCAGAAGAGGCAAGAACAGAAGACAAGGACCCAAGGACAAGAAAAGGAAGAAAUAUAGAGAGGAAAAAAAGAGAGGAGGAGAGAGAGAGAAUGCUGGCUUGUGUUCCCUCGUUGACUUCUCUGUGCUUUAGAAACUCUACCCUCGCCUUGUUUAGCGGUAGUGGAGCAACUUAACACGCCAAAGAAAACGCCACGCAUAACUUACACUAAACACCAGACAUCACGCGACUGGCGACAGACACCUGAGGGAGACUGAGUUUGGUGUACUGUAUACCUUGCCAUCCAUCCCACAGGCCACACACCUGUGUCACCUCAGCUGACGCACACACACACACACACGCACAAACACACACAUUUACACACACACACACACACACACACACACACACGCACGAACACACACAUUUACACACACACACACACACACACACACCUCCCUGGCUGCCUUCUCUUCUUCCUACUCCACACACACACACACACGCACGCACACACACAAACACACACACACACACAAACUCGCUCACACCUGGAGAUUUGUUUACCUUUGACUGGCUGCAGCAGGUGUCUGAGUGUGUGUGUAUUGUAGGUGUGUGUACAGGUGCCUGUUUUCACUGUUCACCUGGAUCCCACACUGUGCUAAAGACUCUCCAGGUGAGACUGAUUACAAGAGGACUUAUUCUACAAAACAGGAGAUAUCACUCAUCUAGAGGAUCUAUUCAGGAGGACUGGUUUUUAAAUGUGGAGUUGAUUACAUUAGGUUGGGCACGAGAUUGAUUGGUGAUUGGUGGCAUUCUAAAGGAUUGAUUCCAAAUUCUAAGGGAUUGAUUCCAAAACAUGAAUUGAUUGAAUUGAAUGGACUGACUGAGAGAGAGAGAGAGAGAGAGAGAGAGAGAGAGAGAGAGAGAGAGAGAGAGAGAGAGAGAGAGAGAGAGAGAGAGAGAGAGAGAGAGAGAGAGAGAGAGAGAGAGAGAGAGAGAGAGAGAGAGAGAGCGCGAGAGAGAGAGAGACUGCAACUGUCUUCCUCCCCUGGCUCAAGUACCAACAACCAAGCACGACUAUUGCGGCAGUUUUCGGAUGUGAGAGGGUCCAGUCGGUGGUGGGGGGUGGGCUGGUGGCCGGCGACACUGCUACGGCUACAGGAGCUGCUUCUCUGGACAGGGGAAAGGGGUAAGGAGGAGUCCUCAAGGGAGCCGCGAUGGGGAACGCAGCCGGGGGCAUCGACCUGCCCCUGGGGGGCAAGGAUGGGGGCAGGGGCACCCCCACUGGAGGGGGCACCCCGGGCAUGAACCACAGGCAGCCAGCGGGGCCCAAGCUGCCCAUGCCCUCGGAGGAGGAGCUGGAGGAGAGAUUCAAUGCAGUGCUGAACUCCAUGAAUCUGCCACCAGAUAAGGUCAAGCUUCUGUGUCAGUAUGACAAUGACAAGAAGUGGGAACUUGUUUGUGAUCAGGAGCGUUUUCAGGUGAAGAACCCCCCCUCGGCCUACCUGCAGAAGCUGAGGGGUUAUGUGGAGCAGGGAGUGUCCCGCAAGUUUAAGAGACGUAUCCAGGAAUCCACACAGGUGUUGAGAGAGCUAGAGAUCUCCCUACGAACCAACCACAUAGGUUGGGCACAGGAGUUCCUAAAUGAGGAGAAUAAGGGGUUGGAUGUGCUGGUGGACUAUCUUUCUUUCGCCCAGUGUGCAGUCACGUAUGACAUGGACAGUCUGGAUAAUGGUGACAUGGUGCUAGAGAGAUCUUUGGAGGACCUGAGCCGGAGUGCCAGCAACUCGCCUUCCCAUAAUACAGCGCGGGGCACGCGGGGAUAUCCUGUGCGAUUUAACUCUCUCCACAACAGGAAGGCUCUGAGAAACUCUCGUAUUGUGAGCCAGAAAGACGACGUGCAUCUUUGCAUCAUGUGCCUACGAGCCAUCAUGAACUACCAGUCUGGGUUUAACCAGGUGAUGACCCAUCCGCACUGUGUGAAUGAGAUCGCACUCAGCCUCAACAACAAAAGCCCAAGGACCAAGGCCCUGGUGUUGGAGUUGCUGGCUGCUGUGUGUCUGGUGCGAGGUGGCCAUGACAUCAUCCUAUCAGCCUUCAGCAACUUCAAAGAGGUGUGUGGGGAGAAGAGUCGCUUUGAGAAGCUGAUGGAGUACUUCAGGCAGGAAGAGAGCAACUUUGACUUCAUGGUGGCGUGUAUGCAGUUCAUCAACAUCGUGGUGCACUCAGUGGAGAACAUGAACUUCCGGGUGCACCUGCAGUACGAAUUCACACACCUGGGCCUGGAUGGAUACCUGGAGAAAUUAAGAGAGACGGAGAGUGAGCGUCUUCAGGUGCAGAUCCAGGCCUACCUGGAUAACGUGUUCGAUGUCGGUUCUCUACUGGAGGACGCAGAGACCAAGAACGUGCUGCUGGAACACCUGGAGGAGGUUCAGGAGCACAACAGACAGUUGAACAGCAGGUUGGAGGAGAGUGAGAGAGAAAGUGAAGAGAAGGUUUGCGAACUGGAGAAGCAGCUCAUCCAGACCACAAAAGAAGUGGAGAUACUCAAGGAGAGUCUGCGCGAGUCCUAUGCGCGCUGGACAGCGCUGCAGCAGCGAGAGAGAGAGAAGGAGUUGGAGAGAGAGCGAGAGAGGGAGAGAGAGCGGGACAGAGAUCGGGACAGGGACCAGUCAAUACGGGCCCUGACUGAUCUGCAGCAAAAGGUCCAGACACUGGUGGAGCUGGGAAUGAUCCGGACAGAGGUCAAUGCUUUGGGGACGCUGGACCUAGUGCCUGUCACGGUGGCUGUGCAACAGCCAGAAACUACACAGGCCAUCCCACAGACUGAAAAUGAAGGGGCACCGAACACCUGUCCAGCCAGCCCCGAUGCCGCCAAGCAAGGCACCCAGUCCCAGCCUGGGUCACCUUGUCCCCCUCCCCCUCCCCCUCCCCCUCCCCCUCCUCCACCUCCGGCCUCUCCACCGCCGCCCCCACCUCCUCCUCCACCACCUCCACCACAGUGGGUCCCACCCUUGUCGAGAGCAUCGGAUGGCCCAACAACACCAGCUACAGGAGUGAAGAGCAGGAAGCCUAUUCAGACUAAGUACCGCAUGCCCCUCCUCAACUGGCAGGCCCUGAAGGCAGAGCAGGUGGCCGGCACCAUCUUCACCGAGCUCGAUGACGAACACGUGCUGCUGGAGUUGAACAUGGACUCGUUUGAGGAGCAGUUCAAGACCAAAGCCCAGUCGGCGCCGGCAGACAUCGGAACCCUAAAGAUGCGCACGGCCAAUCGGAAGGGCCCUUGCAAGGUGACACUGAUGGAGGCCAACAGGGCCAAGAAUCUGGCUAUCACCCUACGCAAGGGGGGCAUGACCGCAUCCAACAUCUGCACUGCCAUCGAGACUUACGACCUGAAGUCGCUGAGUCUGGACUUCCUGGAGCUGCUGGAGCGCUUCAUCCCGUCGGAGUACGAGCAGCGUCUGGUGGGCAACUACCUGAAGGAAGGGCGCCCCCUGGAGGAGCUGAGUGAGGAGGACCGCUUCAUGGUGCGCUUCGGAGGCAUCCCGCGCCUCGCACAGCGCAUCAGCACCCUCACGUUCAUGGGCAACUUUGGGGACAGCACGCAGAUGCUGCAGCCGGUGAGUGCUUGUUUGCACACACAUAUGCACUCAUGCAGGCAUACACGGAAGGUGAGAGGUUGGUCUGUCGCUCGCUCACUCACUCUUAUGCAUGCACACACACACCGAGCGGAGCAGGACUUGGACCAGAGGAAGAGGCACAGUUCGACGAUGAGUGAUGAUGGCAGAGAGAUACCCAUCGCCUCACCCAAGAUGCCCCAGACUGACCUGAUCGCUGAGCUGAAGAAGAAGCAAGGCACCCUGCUGGUACGGGAGGGCAAGGACGGAGCCAUCGAGGACAUCAUCACAGGCCUGAGGAGCCAGCCGUACAUCCGCACAGACGGAGGCCUGAGACGCAGCGCCAAAUGGAAACCAGCUCAGCAGCUGCAGGUGUCCUCAGACAUCUCCCUGUGAUCCACACACACACAGUUGUGCUCACUUGCACUUCCAGCAUAUGCAAAUUAUUUGCUCUAUCAGAGCUGCUGAUUACUAAUAAACUAAAUUAAUUAAUUAUCCACUCAGCUAUUGUCACUUUCAAUAGUGUCAUACCAGCAUACACACACACACACACACACACACACACACACACACACACACACACACACACACACACACACACACACACACACACACACACACACACACACACACACACACACACACCUCAGGUUGGACUCAUGCCUGUGGAUCAGCAGCGGCAGCAUCACCUGUGAUCUCCAGUGAACUCUCUGUAAGACGGGGCCAGACAGACGUCAACAAGUAAACCAAGUAAACAGGGGUGCAUUUCUGGAAACCAAAGUUGCUUACUACAUUAGCUACUUGUUUUCAAUGCAUUUUCCCAUUGGCAACUAUCGAAGUUGCUAACAGGCUAACAACUUCUCUUUUGAGAAAUGCACCCCAGCACUGUACCCACUGUAGGUUACAGUACUAGCCCCCUUUCUGUCAACAACCAAAUCAAAAGAGAGGACAAACAUAGGGGGCAAGAUUGGGGGGUAAAACCAGAGGUGGACAAAGUAAAACUAGAAGUAAAAUGUAUAGUGUGUAAUUACAACACUAGCACAUAAUAUUACAUACUCUUUAUACCUGUUAUUCCAUUGUACCUAAUGAGGUGGCAAGAUGUUGUUACUGAAAAAAGUCUGAAAACCAAAGCCAAAUGUGAUCCAACCAGUGUAGGAUCUGGUACAUCAUACUAGAGCAGUGGUUCUCGAACUUUUCCUAUCAUUCCCCCCUUCAGAGGGUCUGGAUGCUUCCGAGCCCCCCCGCCAAGCAACAGCAGUAGGCUACUCGCACAGGCUGAUUUUACGAUUGCUGCGUUUGGCAGAAUCAAAGGAAAGGUGACUGGUGAGAUAAAACAAAGAGGGACUGCAGUGGAAUGCAGAUGUGUGUUCAUUUUCUAUAUGACAAUUAAUAAUAUAAUGCUUAUAAUUAUGUAUAUAAUGCUUAAAAUGUAUUGGCUUAUUGGCGAGACAGGAAAUCCCCCCCCCCCCAAAUCAG